AUGGGUUGCUGCAGCACUUUUAAAGGGCUCGUCGCCGGGAGCGUGGUGGGGGGCCUGGUGGCAGUGAUGGGAAUUAUACUUAUCCCCCUUGGGGACAUGCUGAUAGGGUCGACUGUGAAAAAGGAGGGCGUCAUAGAACCUGGAACAACGGCAUAUGAGAACUGGGUGUCUGCCGGUGCCCCCGUGUACCGACAGUUUUGGCUGUAUAAUGUCCUUAACCCCGAUGAUGUGGUGAACAACGGUUCGAUUCCACAGGUGCAGGAGCAAGGGCCGUACACAUACAGAACACGGUACCUACCCAAAGAGAACAUCACCUUUGACCUAAACACGGUGUCGUUUGUGCUACCAGCGGGGGCCAUCUUUGAGCCCACCAUGUCUGUAGGCCCAGAGGAGGACAAUGUCACCGUCCUCAACUUGGUUGUGGCGGGUUCUCUUACAGUAGUUCCCAAGCCUCUUCACAAUCUCGUCAAUUUCUUAAUAAAGAAUACCAAGUCAUCCCUUUUCAUGACAAGGACCGUCAAAGAAGUGUUGUGGGGUUACCGUGACCCCAUCCUGAAUGACGUCACUGGUGUCUUCUACCCUUACAACAACACUUUCGAUGGGCCAUACAACAUCAGCACAGGCAAAGAUGACAUUUCCAAAGUCUCACUCAUUAAUUCCUGGCAAGAUAGCAGCCUAUUACCAUUCUGGGACGAUCCUUACUGUAACAUGCUCAAUGGCUCUGACGCUUCUUCAUUCCCUCCUUUCGUUGAGAAGAAGAAACCGCUGUACUUCUUCUCUUCAGACAUAUGCAGGUCUGUUAGCGCAGCUUACUCUUCAACUCACAACCUGAAGGGGAUUGAUGUGUACCGCUACAUGCUAACCCCAAACACCCUGGCCUCUCCUAAUGUCAACCCAGACAACAUGUGCUACUGCCGGGAUAUGGAGGUCACCAAGAAUUGCUCCAUGGCUGGCGUGCUGGACGUCAGCGCCUGCAGAGACGGCUACCCAAUCUAUAUCUCCCUGCCACAUUUCCUGUAUGGCAGCCCAGAGCUCAACCAGGCCAUACAGGGCAUGAGUCCCCAUGAGGAACACCACGCAACUUACCUGGAUGUGGAACCAAUCACAGGAUUCACCCUCAGGUUUGCCAAGAGAAUACAAAUGAACAUGAUGUAUGGACCCUCCGACAAAAUCACAGUGCUGAACAAAGUCAAGGACUUCACCAUAUUCCCUGUGGUUUGGCUAAAUGAGACGGCCAUGCUGGACGACGCGACGGCUGACAUGUUUAAGGAAGAGCUAGUGUCCAAGGUCAACCUGCUGGACACCAUGCAGAUCUCACUGAUCUCUGUGGGCAUCAUAGCCUGUGUGGUCCUCGGCAUAGCUGCUUGUGUCGUGCACCGAAAUGACGAAAGGAAGAUUGUGGCGUGAUAAGGACUGUAGGGAACCAUUUUUUUUAAAUGGAGAUUUCUGAUUGGCUGGGCCUGGACCUGAUUGACAAGAGGGCGUCCCACUAUGCCUAUGUAGUAACUGUGUGUGUGUGUGUGUG
Engraulis encrasicolus (European anchovy) is the source of this 1525-nucleotide messenger RNA. RefSeq names its product CD36 molecule (CD36 blood group) (gene cd36). The coding region runs from base 1 to 1407 and encodes 468 amino acids. Gene Ontology annotation, cellular component: plasma membrane; cell surface; caveola. Lineage: Eukaryota; Metazoa; Chordata; Actinopteri; Clupeiformes; Engraulidae. Gene Ontology annotation, molecular function: low-density lipoprotein particle binding; scavenger receptor activity; low-density lipoprotein particle receptor activity. The transcript has 12 exons. Gene Ontology annotation, biological process: low-density lipoprotein particle clearance; lipoprotein transport; receptor-mediated endocytosis. The record is from RefSeq and is a predicted model, not a curated record.